GCCGCCGCCGCCGUGAGCCCGCGCACCCCCGCGGCCGGCGGGGCCCCGCUGGGCGCGGGAGCGCCAUGGUGAGGAGCAGGGCGCUGUGGAGCUGCUGCGUGCAGCUCGCCGCGCUGCCCUCGGCGGCGGGCUGGUCAGGUGGGAAGCCGCAGCCGUUCAACGGCUCCUGCUGGAGAGCCGCGGAGCCGCCGCGGAGGGGGUGGAGCGGCACUAUGGAGGAGGAGGAGGAGGAGGACGAGACUCCUCAGGGGCAGCAGCAGCAGUCCGGGAGUUCUCCUCAAAAAGAUAUGGAUAAGAAAACAGAUGAAGAGCAGCCUUUGACUGCGUGUAACCAGUAUCCUAAAGAAGUGGUGAGGAAACGCCAGAAUUCAGGUCGAGGUUCCAGGGGCAGCAAUUCUUCCAGGACCUCCAGGAAAAGCUUCAGGCUGGACUACAGAUUAGAAGAGGAUGUGACUAAAUCAAAGAGAGGGAAAGAUGGGAAAUUUGUCAACCCGUGGCCAACGUGGAAAUCGCCAACCUUGCCAAAUAUUUUGAAAUGGUCCCUCAUGGAAAAAAAUAACAGCAAUGUGCCAUGCUCAAAGCAGGAACUCGAUAAAGAGCUUCCAGUGUUAAAACCUUAUUUUGUUCAAAAGCCGGAACUUGCUGGGAAGACAGGAACUGGUAUGCGAGUCACAUGGUUGGGACAUGCCUCAGUUAUGGUGGAAAUGGAUGAACUUAUAUUUCUUACUGACCCAAUCUUCAGCCAGCGAGCUUCCCCUACUCAGCUGGUGGGUCCCAAGCGCUUCCGAGGACCUCCGUGCACAGUAGAGCAGCUCCCCAAAAUAGAUGCAGUCAUGAUCAGCCACACCCAUUAUGAUCAUUUGGACUACAACACUGUAACGAGUUUAAAUGAACGCUUUGGGAGUGAGCUGCGCUGGUUUGUGCCUCUGGGGCUCUUGGACUGGAUGCAGAGAUGUGGUUGUGAGAAUGUGAUUGAACUGGAUUGGUGGGAAGAGAACUGCGUCCCUGGUCACGAUGCGGUAACUUUUGUCUUCACUCCUUCUCAACAUUGGUGCAAAAGGACUGCGACAGAUGACAACAAGGUUCUUUGGGGCAGCUGGUCUGUCUUGGGACCUUGGAAUAGGUUUUUCUUUUCAGGAGAUACUGGAUAUUGUGUUGCUUUUGAACAGAUAGGUAAAAGGUUUGGGCCUUUUGAUCUUGCAGCCAUCCCCAUUGGAGCUUAUGAGCCAAGGUGGUUUAUGAAAUACCAGCAUGUGGAUCCUGAAGAAGCAGUAAGAAUCCAUAUUGAUGUUCAAGCAAAGAAGUCUGUAGCAAUUCAUUGGGGGACCUUUGCUUUAGCAAAUGAGUAUUACUUGGAUCCUCCAGUUAAACUGAACGAAGCUCUUGAAAGAUAUGGCUUAAAACAAGAAGACUUUUUUGUCUUAAACCAUGGAGAAUCACGGGACUUGAGUACCAAUGAUGGGUUUGAAUAAUGAAACAGUAGCAGUUCUUGUAAGCCCUGUUUGAUUUGAACUAGUAAUUAAUGUUACAAAUAUGAAUAUGAUGUACUUACAAAGUAGAUUUAUUGGAGUGAAUUGGAUUUUUAGAUGCCAGGUUUGUCAGUUUCAGAACUAAAACUUGCACAAUAAAUUUUACUAGUUCUAUUGUUUAUAAAUUUUGAGGGGUGAUCUAAAAACUGGUUAAUAUAUAAGGUAUUGUCUGGGAAUAACUUGCAGUUUCAACUCUUGUAUAUGCCACUGAUAAAUUACUGUUUUUUUU
Messenger RNA from Harpia harpyja (harpy eagle), 1758 nucleotides. It is a transcript of the gene NAPEPLD, whose product is annotated as N-acyl phosphatidylethanolamine phospholipase D. The record is from RefSeq and is a predicted model, not a curated record. The coding region runs from base 66 to 1472 and encodes 468 amino acids. Gene Ontology annotation, biological process: N-acylphosphatidylethanolamine metabolic process; N-acylethanolamine metabolic process. Gene Ontology annotation, molecular function: N-acylphosphatidylethanolamine-specific phospholipase D activity; zinc ion binding. The transcript is spliced from 5 exons. Gene Ontology annotation, cellular component: membrane-bounded organelle; cytoplasm. Lineage: Eukaryota; Metazoa; Chordata; Aves; Accipitriformes; Accipitridae.